GGUCCAAAACUGGAACUACCAUCUUCACCCCCUUUUCCUUCAUUCUACUUUCUCCCCAGUUUUCCGACGAUCAUGGUAGAUGGGUAAAGCAACCAGGUGGAUCCGCUCCCUUUUCCGGCCCAAAAGAAACUCAGUCGGGUCGGAUUCUCUCCGGGAAUUCAAACCUAAUCCAUCGGAAUCUUCCUACGCUCAUGAAUCAUUGGAUGCUAACAAACAUGCGAUAGCAGUCGCCGCCGCCACGGCUGCGGUGGCCGAGGCAGCGCUUGCGGCAGCUCAUGCGGCGGCGGAGGUUGUGAGGCUAACUGCUUCUGGUCAUGGGAAUAGAAGUUAUCAUGAGGGUGACCGCCGGAGGGUGACGGCGGCCGUCAAGAUACAGUCGGCGUUUCGAGCGUACUUGGCUAGGAGAGCAUUGAGGGCACUUAAAGGAUUGGUGAAGCUUCAGGCACUUGUUAGAGGUCGCAUCGUUCGAAACCAGAGUGCCGACAUGCUUCGUCGAAUGCAGGCCAUGGCUCGUGUCCAGGCUAGAGCCUGUGCCACUCGAGCUUCCUUAUCGGCCUCACCACAUUCAAGCACCCGCUCUUCCAAUUCCCACAAUCAUCCGAAAUCUAGUUCGAUUCAAGGCUCGUACAUUCAAGAGCGGUUAAAAGGGCUGUAUUGGUUGGAAAAUUGGAUGGACGAGUCUUCGUGGAGCAGUAAAAAUUGCCGUCCCGAUGACGAAAGGAGCGACAAGAUUCUUGAAGUCGAUACUUGGAAGCCUCGGCUCGAUCCGAGCCCGAGUAACAAGUCGGCCUACGACUCGCAUUCCACACCACCGAAGCCGUGGAACCGACAUGGGUCCAGGGAAGUAUUGCCGUUGGGUUCCAUGAUCCUUCGAGAAGCGGAGAAAGCCGUAACGACAGCCGAUAACACGCCUCGAGUUCAUUCCCCUGCUUCGAGACCUGGAAGCAGCCAUAAACGGAGCCCGUUUGCUGAACACUCACGGAGCGUUUUCGGGGAUUACCCGAGUUACCCAAACUACAUGUCGAACACGGAGUCUUCACGAGCAAAACUGCGGUCCCACAGUGCUCCGAGACAGAGGAUUCAGUUUGAGAAGUCGGGUUCGACGAGAGUGAUUUGGGAUUAUUCGGAUACCAUCUCCGAGAGAGGAUUUCAAAGCUAGAUUUCGGCCUCUAAGCCGGUUAUUGGAUUGCAAAAACGAAAUCGUUUGUUUUUUUGAUUAGGUUGAUGAUCCAGGUUGUUUUAUGUUAUGGUCCGAUGGUGUGUUAGCUGAAUUCUGUUUGGGGAUGUAAUUCUAUAACUGUAUAUGUUUGUGCCAUUUAAACUUAACAGGUUCCAAUAAGCAUUAACCACGGUCCAGACAAGCUCUUGACUGAAAAUGGUUGUUUAUCAAGCCUUUUGUGGUAUGUGCUUACCGAUAAAAUACAUUUUAUCAUCUCGUGU
This is a messenger RNA of Cynara cardunculus var. scolymus (artichoke), 1440 nucleotides long. Its product is annotated as protein IQ-DOMAIN 14. The transcript has 3 exons. The record is from RefSeq and is a predicted model, not a curated record. Gene Ontology annotation, molecular function: protein binding. The coding region runs from base 80 to 1159 and encodes 359 amino acids. NCBI's taxonomy places the organism in Eukaryota, Viridiplantae, Streptophyta, Magnoliopsida, Asterales, Asteraceae.